Molecule: messenger RNA, 2676 nt
Organism: Saccharomyces kudriavzevii IFO 1802
Lineage: Eukaryota; Fungi; Ascomycota; Saccharomycetes; Saccharomycetales; Saccharomycetaceae
Gene: SAP1
Product: putative AAA family ATPase SAP1
Exons: 1
Coding region: 1-2676 (891 amino acids)
Molecular function (GO): ATP hydrolysis activity; ATP binding
Source: RefSeq, a predicted model, not a curated record
AUGGAGUCACAAAGAGGUCAUCACAUUCUAACAAGAUUAACGAAGAUACGCAAAAGACCUCAACAGCCGUUAACGGACUUUACCGAACUCUACAGCAGGAUCGCCAAUGAAACAAUAUAUUACCUGAAUUUAGAAGAGAAAAAACGAUAUAAGGAAGCAUUACAAGGCUGGAAGGGCCUAACUACCGAUGUACUGUUUAAGCAGACGUUGAUAGAGCAUAAUUAUCCAAGCACGCAGUCUUACACGAAGGAUGAACUCAGUUUGCAAAAUGGUAUUCGAGAAUUGUACCAUAAAAGUGUUAUGCAUUUAGAAAGAGUCCAAAAACUGGUCCAAGAAGAGCCUGUCAGGAAUAACGUACCGUCUUCUAAAAUGCAGAGCACAACUCGUAGUUCAUCCUUCACCAGAACCACAGAAACACCACAAAUAUUUCAGAUGGUUCCGGGAAGAAUGAUGAAAACACUGAGAAAUAAAAAUUCAUACGUUUACAAAAAUGCAUACUCGAACCCUUCGCUACCACCACAUAAUAAUAGUAUCUUCUCGAAAAGUGGAGAGGAUUCGGAGGGCGUUAAAGUAAAUUUUGUGCCUUCCAAGCCCUUAUCUAAUACUGCAAGCAAAUAUCUCAAGAAAUGUGUCGAGCGCAAUGAUCGGCCGCUUAAGAAAGAAACAGAAAUAUACUCGGAGAAGUGUGCAUCUGUCCCAAUAUUGAUAGACUUGACCAAUGAUGAGGAUGAUUGCGAUAACGGAGUUCUAAAGGAGGACCACGUAUAUGAUGAAGAAGAGAGUGAGGACUUUGAGUUUGAUGUUUCUGAUUACUAUGAUAACAUCUCCGAAAUUGAAGAAAAAGAACAACAACAACGUAUAGAAACUUUGAAGACUCUGGAAGGAAUUGAACAGCAAAUGUCGGACCUAUCCGUCACCUCUUCUGUAUCCAGUAACAAGAGCAUAGCAUCAUCAGAAAGUGUUCCUCAAUCAUCUUUACGAUCUUUACCGAAUACCGCUCCCGCACUUCCUUUACUACCUCCACCUCCUCUAUCAGGUGAUAAUAGAGCAUCCAGCACUGGCACUGUAAGGGCGCAUAGUUCAGGAUUUGCUGCUACCAUGGAUCCAUCUAAAAAUAAACAUCUUCAAAUGUCAAAAAUGGUAAAAAAUAACCGUGCUCCAUAUCUGAAGAGCACUAAAUCAACUUCCACUCUUAUGGCUAAAUCAACUCCAACUUUUGCUACGAAAUCCCAAGCUAAUACCAAAUCGAUCACAAAAUCCACUGCAUCUUCUCCCACUUCCUCAUUGACGGCUUCGAAGCCAGUACUUCAAAAGCCCAAAACGGCAGCAAUGGCCGCUAAGAAAGUAUUGAAUGGCAAGAAGAUUUUGGAUGAUCCUAUAAUGAGCACCACGAAGAAAGCUCGCAUCAUCUUGAAACCUAAAACGACGAAGGUUUUAACUCCCAGUGUCAAGAAGACGAGCAGUCAUCCGUCUAGGCCCAAUACUAAUAUAAAAUCGUCCGCGCACAGCACAUCUUUAAGUAAGAAGCAAAUAAAAAACCCUGGCACAUCCACCAAAAAAACGAAUCAAAGGAUACCAGAACAAAGAAAGUUCAAAACGGGACCAAUUGGGUCAGAGUCCGUCGCCAAAAACACUCUCCCGAAUAGUGAAGAAAAGGAUGAUGCAGAAGUAGAUAAAAAAGUCCUUAGAGAAAUUUUAGAGGACGAAAUUAUCGAUAGCCUACAAGGGGUGGAUAAGCAAGCAGCAAAGCAAAUUUUUGCCGAGAUCGUGGUCCAUGGAGAUGAAGUUCAUUGGGAUGAUAUUGCUGGCUUAGAAAGCGCCAAAUACUCCUUAAAGGAGGCAGUUGUUUAUCCGUUUUUGAGACCGGACCUAUUUAGAGGGCUACGUGAACCAGUCAGAGGGAUGCUUUUAUUCGGUCCUCCAGGUACAGGUAAAACAAUGCUAGCAAGAUCUGUAGCCACAGAGUCGCGCUCCACAUUUUUCUCAAUCAGUGCUUCCAGUUUGACGUCCAAAUACUUGGGCGAAAGUGAGAAACUGGUGAGGGCGCUGUUUGCUAUCGCCAAGAAACUAUCGCCUUCUAUUAUAUUCGUGGAUGAAAUUGAUUCCAUUAUGGGCAGCAGAAAUAACGAAAAUGAAAAUGAAUCAAGCCGAAGGAUCAAGAACGAAUUUCUUGUUCAGUGGUCAUCUUUGUCCAGUGCAGCUGCUGGCUCAAACAAAGAGGAGGCUGAUAAUUCCAAUAAUGACGACAAAGGAGAUGAUACAAGGGUUUUGGUACUUGCUGCGACAAAUUUACCAUGGUCAAUUGACGAAGCCGCACGGAGAAGAUUUGUCAGACGACAGUAUAUACCAUUACCAGAGGGCCAGACCAGGUACGUUCAAUUCAAGAAGCUUUUGUCUUGCCAAAAGCACACUUUAACCGAACCAGAUUUUGAUGAACUAGUAAAGAUUACUGAGGGCUUUUCAGGAAGCGACAUAACAUCUUUAGCGAAGGAUGCAGCUAUGGGUCCAUUGCGGGACCUGGGUGAUAAGCUAUUAGAGACAGAGAGAGAUAUGAUAAGACCUAUAGGCCUCGUGGAUUUUAAAAGCAGUUUGGAAUACAUAAAACCGUCCGUAUCGCAGGACGGAUUGGUGAAGUACGAAGAAUGGGCCUCGCAAUUUGGGUCGUCUGGUUCAUGA